Messenger RNA from Linum trigynum, 4058 nucleotides. NCBI's taxonomy places the organism in Eukaryota, Viridiplantae, Streptophyta, Magnoliopsida, Malpighiales, Linaceae. The record is from the annotation of a GenBank genome assembly.
GUACCAGUCCAGAAAACGACUAGACGACGGCGAAUUCUUCCUCUCACCUUCUCCCGCUCCGCCGUCGGUAGAAGCAGCUCUCCCACUCUCUUCUUGCCACUGCCACUUUUCCUAAGACGGCCGAAUCGCUUUUCAUCAGAGGGUCACAGUCUGAAGGAAAUUAUCUACUCACGGAGGGCCAAGAAACUCGGUACAUUUGUUCUGAUUUGGGGUUUAUUCCUGUUCUUGGUGCUAUUCAGGUUUCAAUUCCAAGUUCGCAUCUUUGACGGUUGGUUGCUUCCGAAAAUUGAUUUCGAGAACCGCUGGGUUCCGUUAUUGGAUGCUGGUAGUUCUCUCUAUUGCUACUCUACUUGGAAUGAGGAAGACGAUGAUCCAUAGAAACUGGUCCAGAUUUCAUCGGCCAAGAACAGCGUGUAUGACUGAUUUUACUUGUUCCACUGCUGCUUUAGCACCAUCGCCUUACUCAUCUUGCUCUGGGUGGAAUCCAACUACUCCUGGUACGUCAAAUUCUGCUACUUUCAUCAACGUCGAUGAUGCCUUGGCUUCUUUUGAAUUGAUGGUCAGCAUGAAUCCCAAGCCUUCCAUUUCGAGAUUCGGUCAGGUAUUGUCCUAUCUUCUGAAAAUGAACGUCCCCCAUACUGCCUUCUCUGUAUCUAGAUCAAUGGAAUUGGCUGGAAUUCCACACAAUGAGUACACACUCAACAUGUUGAUUCAUUGCUUGUGUAAAUUAGGCCGUGCGGAUGUUGGAUUUUCAGUUUUGGGUAAAGCUUUUAAACUUGGAGUUCAACCUAAUGUUGUGAACUUUGGUACAUUGAUUAAUGGGCUCUCUAAAGAUGGGAAACUUGCUGAAGCUGUGAAGUUGGUUGAUAAAAUUAGGAUGUUGGGAUAUCAACCUGAGGUGUUAAUGUAUACCCCAAUCAUCAAUGGACUAUGCAAAGCAGGAAACUUGCUGAAGCUGUGAAGUUGGUUGAUAAAAUUAGGAUGUUGGGAUAUCAACCUGAGGUGUUAAUGUAUACCCCAAUCAUCAAUGGACUAUGCAAAGCAGGACAAGCAAAUGCGGGUUUUGAAUUGCUCGAGAAAAUGGAAGAUUUAGGUUGUCAACCUAACGUUGCUAAUUAUAGCACAAUCAUUGACAGCUUCUGUAAGGAUGGGUUGCUAUGCAAAGCCUUAGAUGUGUUUUCUCGAAUGAAGGGGGAAAAUAUUUCACCAAAUGUCGUCACUUAUAAUUGCUUGAUUCAUGGAUUAUGUAUCUCAAGCCAAGAGAAUGAAGCUAUGGCGUUGUUGGAUGAAAUGAUUGAAAAGAACAUCAUGCCAAAUGCAUGUACCUUCAACAUACUGGUCGAUGCUUUUUGUAAGAAAGGAAAUGUGUUGGAGGCUAAAGCUGUAGUCAAAAGGAUGAUUCAAAGAGGCUUGCUUCCAAAUGUGGUGACUUAUAAUUGUUUGAUUCACGGUCUAUGUAUCUCGAGCAAAGAGAAUGAAGCUAUGAAGUUGUUGGAUGAAAUGAUAGAAAAGAACGUCAUGCCGGACGCAUAUACCUUCAGCAUACUGGUCGAUGCUUAUUGUAAGAAACGAAAUGUGUUGGAGGCUAAAGUUGUAGUCAAAAGGAUGAUUCAAAGAGGCUUGCUUCCAAAUGUGGUGACUUAUAGUUGUUUGAUUCAUGGUCUAUGUAUCUCGAGCCAAGAGAAUGAAGCUAUGAUGUUGUUGGAUGAAAUGAUAGAAAAGAACGUCAUGCCUAACUUAUAUACCUUCAACAUACUGGUCGACGCUUUUUGUAAGAAAGGAAAUGUGUUGGAGGCUAAAGCUUUAGUCAAAAGGAUGAUUCAAAGAGGCUUGCUUCCAGAUGUGGUGACUUAUAAUUGUUUGAUUCACGGUCUAUGUAUCUCGAGCAAAGAGAAUGAAGCUAUCAAGCUGUUGGAUGAAAUGAUAGAAAAGAACGUCAUGCCCAACGCAUAUCCCUUCAACAUACUGGUCGAUGCUUAUUGUAAGAAAGGAAAUGUGUUGGAAGCUAAAGAUGUAGUCAAAAGGAUGAUUCAAAGAGACUUGCUUCCAAAUGUGGUGACUUAUAAUUGUUUGAUUCACGGUCUAUGUAUCUCGAGCAAAGAGAAUGAAGCUAUGAAGUUGUUGGAUGAAAUGAUAGAAAAGAACGUCAUGCCGGACGCAUAUACCUUCAACAUACUGGUUGAUGCUUUUUGUAAGAAAGGAAAUGUGUUGGAGACUAAAGUUGUAGUCAAAAUGAUGAUUCAAAGAGGCUUGCUUCCAAAUGUGGUGACUUAUAAUUGUUUGAUUCAUGGUCUAUGUAUCUUGAGUCUAGAGAAUGAAGCUAUGAAGUUGUUGGAUGAAAUGAUCAAAAAGAACAUCAUGCCGAAUGCAUGUACCGUCAACAUACUGGUUGAUGCUUUUUGUAAGAAAGGAAAUGUGUUGGAGGCUAAAGUUGUAGUCAAAAUGAUGAUUCAAAGAGGCCUGCUUCCAAAUAAUAUCACAUACAAUUCAUUGAUGAAUGGGUAUCGCAUGCGGAACGAAGUAGACAAGGCGCGGCGGGUAUUUGAUUGUAUGGUUCUCACGGGAUGCAAGCCUGACGUUUACAGCUAUAGCAUCAUGAUUGAUGGAUAUUGCAAAAGUAAAAGGAUGGAGGAAGCCGAGCAGUUAUUUAAUGAUAUGCUUGGGAAGGAUGUGUCUCCCAACACUAUUACAUAUAAUACUCUCAUGAAUGGAUAUUGCCAUGCAGGAAGGCUUGAAGAUGCACAAGAGCUUCUCAAGAAAAUGUGCAGUCGAGGUUUCUCCCCGGACGUUGUGAUAUAUAAGACUUUGCUUAUUAAUUUGUGCAACCGAGGCUUUCUAGACGAAGCAUUGACUCUAUUUCAAGCAAUCAAAAGUAAUCGGUUGAAGCCCGAUCUUCACAUGUAUAACGUUCUUAUUGCUAGUUUGUUUGAAGCAGGGAGGGUUAAUGAAGCAAGGGAAAUGUUUUCUACCCUCGGUGAAGGUGACUACUUAAAGCCGAAUACCUGCACAUAUAACAUAGUAAUCAAUGGACUUUGUAGGCAUGGUUUGGUAGAUGACGCAUACAAUUUGUUUAGAACAAUGGAGGGGGUUGCUUGUCCACCAAACUGCAAGUCUUAUAACAUGAUUAUCCAUGGAUUCCUUCAGCAUAAAGGUCCACUUGAAGCUGGGGAUCUUAUCCAAGAAAUGUUGUCCAAGGGUUUCACAGCUGAUACAACCACAAUGUCCUUGUUGAUGGAUUUAACGUCGAAAAAUCAACUGAAUCAUCCAGUUGUCAGAAAGCUGCUUGGUGAUUCUGGAAAGGCUGGUGAGGAGGUUAGGCCCAAGGGUUUAUCAGCAGAGAGAAACAUCACCCCAGAAGCUUGUUAGAAUUGUUGCUCGAAACACCGAGUUUGGAUCUUCCUGGUAGUACAUUGUGCGUGGUUAAUUAUGUCUUUCAGCUGACAACAUCUGCGGAAGGUAUAAGCUUCCACUCCUUUGUUGUUCUCACUGCCUCUCUUUUUGUUAGUGUGUGUUUGUAUUGUUCUACCAACCCUUCUGGUUGCUUUGCGUGCUUAGUGGUAGGAAAGUCUUUGGUUCUAAAGAUUUUUUUUCCCAAUUGUGGACUUCCUGCACUUGGUCUACUAACAAUUCAAAGUGCUUUUUGCAGCAAGGCAGGCAGAAGGGGGAAAAGAAGGGGAGAACAAUGAUCUUAGUUUAGUCAAAUAUUUGGCUUCUUCUCCAUGAUGUCAUUUGUUUGCAGUUGGCUUUUUGGGAUUGUACAAAUGUUUAUUGCCAAAUGGACAAGAAGAAAAGUGUGUUCUUUAUUGGAUUAGAUAAGUGGGAAAUUGUACCCAGAAUUCCAAUUUUAGGUUGGACUUGUUUGAAGUUGCAGUUAUAGUAAUUUAUCUGGCUGCAGUAUUACUUUGGAGAGCUUGAGAGCUUUAAGAUUGGUCUAUGAUAUCCUAUUUCCACUUCGCUGCAGUAUUACUUGGAGAAAAAUCUUGAAGCAAAUAUCUGGUUUGUCCAAUUUUUGUGUAUUGUUUGAUCCAGGAUGUUAUAGAUAAAAAAAAUUGGCGAGA